AUGAAUCACAAUCUGAAGCUGACUGCCACAAACUGCACCAAGAUCAACGUUGCAAGUCUACUUGCCCUGUCAUUGGAGAAGAACCCCCUGCGGUUCUGGCUCGAGGGGGGAAAGGUCACAAAGCUCUGCCCACAGGAGGCUGAGCAGGUGUGGACUCUCAACAUCAAGAGGUCCAUUCUGAGCAUGUUCCAGACCUCGCACUCGGGACGAGCCAGGGAGACAAUCAGAGAGAAUGAUGUGUAUGGGACAUGUAUGAGUUCUUAUGAACAGAGGGGACUGUCGCUGGUGAAGAGCCGAAGCCUCCAGCAGUGCCUCAGUGACAGAAUCGAUCAGUUUUGGAGGCACUCUGUCCCCCUGAAGGAUGGCAUGACGGUGAGUGCCGGCCUCACAUGCAUCCAGCUCUAUGAUGGAACAAUGCUGAAGAAGGUCAACUGUACAGAAACAGUGUCACUGGUUCCACUGCCAGGCCUCUUAGAAGUAACAGAAACUAAAACCAUUUCAAGCCUGACUCUCCUGAGAACCCUUGAAGUGAUUCCAUCGGAUUUGGGGCAGCACGCCGGUUACUUGGCCAGUAUUGUGUUUGAGGCUGAAGGCCAAAUCUCAGGCAGACAUGGUGGACCAUCAGUUCAAGAGGUUUCCAACACAGUGAGGAGGUUGUGUGCUCAUCUCGCAAAUCAGCAACAGCAAUCAGAGCUUCUCCUGAAUCUGGUGCUCCAGUUGAGAACCUUGUCAUCCCAUCAGUUGAGAGACUUGUGGCAUGAGGCCUCCUUCAAAUGUCGAGAUGACUGGCAGCCCCUUCUAGAUACUCUGUCAGCCUGUGGAACUGAGGAUUGCAUCCUUGUCACUACAGACCUCAUACUCAACAAAGAAGUGGACCACGAACAAAUCCUACCUCUCCUCAAUACUAUCAGUUUUGCUUCCCACCCUACUUCAUCCAUGAUUAGCCACCUUAGUGCUUUGCUGCAGAUACCUCUUAUCCAUCCAAAAGCACUGCUGGUUGUGUCUUCACUGGUCCAUGGUCUUUGUCAACAGGAACAGGGUCCAUGUAACGAAAUCUCUGAAGUCCAACAGUUCGUCCAUGUUCUGAAUCAGAGUCUUGAUGCAGGAUGUGAAGUGGAUGAUCAUUUGCAGAUCACAGAGCUGCUGCAUGUGUUGAAAGCAGUGGAGAAUGCAGGAGCGGCUACAUCAGAUCUCAUCCCCACACUGAGCCGCUGUGUGCAGAAUCAGUCUGUGCCACUGGAGCUUCGGCUGGCAGCUGUACGAGCAUUCAGGAGAAUCCCAUGCCAUCAUGACAGGACAACUCUUGCUCGGGCAUUUCAAAGCCAGCAGGAGAAUGUGGAGGUCAGAAUCGCAGCAUAUCAGCAGCUCAUGCACUGUCCAAACCAGGAGAUUUUCACAAUUGUGAAGACAACUUUAAGCAUUGAGAAGUCUAGUCAAGUUGGGUCGUUUGUUUGGAGUCAUCUUUUCAAUAUCCAGAAAACAGAAGAUCCUCUGAAAAAAGACCUGAUGGAGUCACUGCCAGAUGAUAUCAUAAGUAAAGACUUUGAAGCUGAACCAUGGAAAUAUUCCUCACAUAUGGACUACACAGUGGACACAGGAGUGGCUGCUGCUAACAUCGAGGGAGCUUUAGUUUUCUCCCCUGAAUCUUUUGUUCCACGUUAUGCUAUGGCAAAUCUGACAGUUCACGUCCUAGGCAGAGCAUUCAAUCUUCUGGAGAUUAGCCUAAGAAUGGAAAACCUAGAGCCUGUUCUGAAGAAAAUCUUUGAGGAGCAUCCUCUAGCAUCAGCUGAACUCUCCAGACCUAAGGGUCGAACAGACUCUAUGAGACAUGAACAGAAAGGACGAAACAGAGAUGAGGAACAAGGAGGCAGUGAUGGCUGUCAGUCCACAGGUUUGAGUUCCAUCAAGACUAAGGGUCAAGAGAUUAAAAUCAGUCAGAGGCCUAUUGUUCUGGCAGAGGAGCUGAUUUUGCCAUCUCUCUCUGGAUUACCCAUGAGGCUAAGCAUCAACAUGUCCACUUUGUUCUCCCUCAGAAUUAAAGGCAUUGCUAACUAUAAGAAUUGGUCACAUUUCUCACUGGCUGGCUAUGUCAAACCAAAUGCAUUGGUUGCUAUCUCCGUGAGAGCUGGAGUGGAUGGAGCGUUUGGUCGUGUGGGAUUAGAGUGGGUCACUCAACUCAAAACCUUCACCAGCUUGGAUGGAGCUGUAUAUCUGCAUCAUGGCCAGAGCCUGAAGGUGGUUCUCAAUACUCCAGAAGAUGUCAUGGAUGUACUGACCUUCAACUCCAGAAUGUAUCGUGUGAGUGGGGAAAGUAAAGAGGAGCUCAUAGCUACAAGAAAUCUCAAGGAGAAGAACACUUGCACUCCUAAAGCAUGGUCUAAGAUGGUUGGAUGGCAGUUAUGCUCUGAUAUCAUUUAUCCUUUGACACUGAUGGGAAAAGGCUUCCCACCACUGGACCCCGUUCUUUUUACUCUCAGACUCCAAAAACUAGACACUGAUCUCAACCAGUACCUCUUGGAGGCAGCCUAUACUUUUGUACCCCAGCGUAAUUCCUGGAUGCCACUGGAAGCCACUCUGCUUCUCUUUCUUGGCACACCGCAGUCCACUAUCCCCAGACAUGUGUCCCUAGAUGUCAAUCUCAGUCCAAAAAGGCUGAUUCUGAAAAUAACACAUCCCCUAAAAACCAUUCACAUUCAAGCGCAGCUUGAAGAAAUAAACAACCAACAUUCAGGCAGAAUCGAACUACUGAUAGACAACAUCCACCAUUAUUUUAUCAAGGGACUACUGGAGACAGUGAAUCUUGCUUCAGAGACGAGAGCCCACGUUCAUCUUGAUGCCAAAGUAGUAGCAGAUGGGCAUCCAUUCUCCCUCUCAGUCAACACCACACAUGCUCGCAGCAGGAAGUUCAUAAUACAGGCCUUGCUUAAAAAUGUCUUCAGUAAGGAUGCAUCGCUCUCAGCUUCAGUGCUUCAGUUUGACUAUUAA
Messenger RNA from Sinocyclocheilus anshuiensis, 2985 nucleotides. Its product is annotated as apolipophorins-like. Gene Ontology annotation, molecular function: lipid carrier activity. Gene Ontology annotation, biological process: lipid transport. The coding region runs from base 1 to 2985 and encodes 994 amino acids. The transcript has 22 exons. The record is from RefSeq and is a predicted model, not a curated record. Lineage: Eukaryota; Metazoa; Chordata; Actinopteri; Cypriniformes; Cyprinidae.